UUCGAAACCGUGACGCGCAGGCCCACCGCCGCCGGCGUACAUAAUCUAGCGGCCGCACCGGACUCCAUUCAAUCAUUAGUAGUUGGAACUUCACCCGGAACGGACCGAACACGGCGGUCGCGUAGGAAAUAAGUGCUUCUAGUCCUCUCACUAGGUGGGGUUUGGGGAAAUAAAAGUGUAACUAAACUGUAGUGUCCCAAGUUCCUUAGCCCAAAAGCCUAAGGAUGCAUACGUUCGGCAAAGUGUUGGCCGUCCUGUCGGUGGUUGCCCUGGUGGCGGCCGAAGUCUACUUCGAGGAAACUUUUAAGGAUGAUUCGUGGGAAAAGAACUGGGUUCAGAGCGAACACAAAGGAGUGGAGUAUGGAAAAUUCGUCCGAACUGCCGGAAAGUUCUUCAACGACGAGGAAAACGACAAAGGUCUCCAAACCUCGCAGGAUGCCCGCUUCUACGCCAUGUCGGCCAAGUUCACGCCGUUCUCCAACAAGGACGACACCCUGGUCAUCCAGUUCUCGGUUAAGCACGAGCAGAACAUCGACUGCGGUGGCGGCUACCUGAAGGUCUUCGACUGCAAGGUCGACCAGAAGGACUUGCACGGUGAUUCACCGUACCUGGUCAUGUUCGGUCCGGACAUUUGCGGCCCCGGCACCAAGAAGGUCCAUGUCAUCUUCAGCUACAAGGGCAAGAACCACCUGAUCAACAAGGACAUCCGCUGCAAGGACGACGUCUACACCCACUUCUACACGCUGGUCGUCAAAUCGGACAACACCUACGAGGUGCUGAUCGACAACGAGAAGGUUGAAUCCGGCUCCCUGGAGGAGGACUGGGACUUCCUGCCACCCAAGAAGAUCAAGGAUCCCGAAGCCAAGAAGCCGGAAGACUGGGAUGACCGUGCCACCAUCGCCGAUCCAGAUGACACCAAGCCCGAGGACUGGGACAAACCAGAGCACAUCCCCGAUCCGGACGCCACCAAGCCCGACGAUUGGGAUGACGAGAUGGACGGCGAAUGGGAACCCCCAAUGAUCGACAACCCCGAAUAUAAGGGCGAAUGGAAACCCAAGCAGAUCGACAACCCCAACUACAAGGGCGUCUGGGUUCACCCGGAAAUCGACAACCCCGAGUACGUCGAGGACAAGGAUCUGUACUUGCGCGAGGAGGUUUGCGCCGUCGGUCUGGAUCUGUGGCAGGUCAAGUCCGGAACCAUCUUCGACAACUUCAUGAUCACCAACGACGUCGAAGCGGCCAAGAAGGCCGCCGCCACCUUCAAGGACACCCAGGAGGGCGAGAAGAAGAUCAAGGAAGCCCAGGAAGCUGAAGAGCGCAAGAAGGCCGAAGAGGAAGCCAAGGCCGCCGAAGCCGACAAGGAUGACGAAGAUCUGGACGACGAAGAAGACGAAGAGAACACCCUGGGUGAAGCCACCGAAGUCGAAGACGAGGGACACGAUGAGCUGUAAGCGGUGACGAGACGAGGCCAGGCCACCCGCCCUACCUCUCUCUCAAGAUGUGCAUUUAGGAGGACGUCAUCAUCUUAACUUAUUCGAUCUUUUCUCGCAUCCCUAUAUGGAGCUACUUUCGUCAAAAAUGAUCAUUUUUGGUUUGUUGUCGUUAUAGAAAAAAUGCCGACUUCGGUGUUGGCAUUUCGGGGAGUGCUCAAACUGCAAAAAUCGGUAUUCUUAUACCGAGCGUCGGUGAAAUCUUAACACCAAAGUCGGUUGUUUUUCUUUAGUGUGUAUCAUAGCAACAGUGUUAGGGGUGACUAUGUUAAAAUAGUCACUGAAUACCUUUUCGGAAGACAAGUCAGCAUGUCGGUGGUUUAGUUUCAUAUGUUUGCGUGCGAAAUUUCAACUAGAACUAAAACAUUUGUGCUAGGAACCGAAGAGAGUGAAGGAAGCUGCGGGGUUUUGAACAGCGCACCCGUUUAGCUACAAAUGAAUAACUUGAUAAGUCUGAAUAAUAUUUGUUUUAAAAACUGUAACCGCGGGCCCAUGGCCGUAUUCGUAGUAGGCUAGAGAUGUCGCAGUUUGCUCAGUCGAUUAAAACUACAAUCUUUUAGUCGAAAACUUCGACUAAUUGAUUGUCCAACUGGAAUCGAUUGCAAAUUGGUCGUUUGAUAAAAAGCGACGUCUCUAAACAAUAGGAACAACAAUAAUGCCGAGUCGAGGCGUCGUGUGUUUCGAAUCUCCAACUAUAGAUCGACAAAAGGCGAGAGAUGAAGGACGCCGGCCACCACCAUACAGACACACACACAAAACACACACACAUUAUUGUAACAAUUUAACUGUUCUUUGUGAUUGCGACUGAAUGAAGUAAGGAAAGAGAGAAUUCAUGAUUUAUAUGGUGUAUGAUGUGCGCGUGUAUAUAAGUUUUUUCUCUGUUUAAUUCAAAUUGAAUUACUUUUUAGAAGCGUAAGAAAAGGAGGAAAACAUCUGAAUAAAUUGGUUGAAAAUACGAA
Messenger RNA from Aedes albopictus (Asian tiger mosquito), 2449 nucleotides. RefSeq names its product calreticulin. Bases 225 to 1451 code for a protein of 408 amino acids. Gene Ontology annotation, biological process: protein folding. The transcript has 3 exons. Gene Ontology annotation, molecular function: calcium ion binding. Gene Ontology annotation, cellular component: endoplasmic reticulum membrane; endoplasmic reticulum. NCBI's taxonomy places the organism in Eukaryota, Metazoa, Arthropoda, Insecta, Diptera, Culicidae. The record is from RefSeq and is a predicted model, not a curated record.